Molecule: messenger RNA, 6617 nt
Organism: Oreochromis aureus
Lineage: Eukaryota; Metazoa; Chordata; Actinopteri; Cichliformes; Cichlidae
Gene: crebrf
Product: creb3 regulatory factor
Exons: 11
Coding region: 528-2690 (720 amino acids)
Biological process (GO): response to unfolded protein; regulation of transcription by RNA polymerase II
Cellular component (GO): nucleus
Molecular function (GO): RNA polymerase II transcription regulatory region sequence-specific DNA binding; DNA-binding transcription factor activity, RNA polymerase II-specific
Source: RefSeq, a predicted model, not a curated record
AGUGUUAAUAUAUUACUUUGGGUUUUCACCUUAACAACUGCUCUAUAGUUUAUCGCCUGGAUUGGGCACUUAAACGUUUGAUUCAGUGUUUCUUCUUCGAUAUAAAUGACUAAACGUGCCCCAGAUUGAGGAGUCGUACUGCAGUGCUGCGUUGAGGUUUUGUGGCUGAAUCCAGGCUGUUUGUGAUGAAGCAGCUCCUUUGAUUGACGGCUGCGACGGCCAUUCGAGGACACGUAGAGGCGGGACAUAUUCUCAGCUCGGCCAAUGGAGGAUUGGGAUUACGUGGGUGUUGGCACAGAAUGACCUGAAGCUUACAGAGAACCGCACCAGACCACAACAGACCAGACCUGACCAGGUUGAGCCCAAUUAUUCACAGUCUCCCUCUCCCCCUCCCCUGCAUCCACCAGCACUCUGCGAUUGUUUCCCUCAGCAGUAAUUUAUUGUGCUGAUCGGACAACCUCACACCACUGGGACUGGACAGGAGACCCAGAGGUUCCCACCACUGGAGCUCUAAGCUGUGCCUGGCAAUGCCUCAGCCCAGCGUCAGUGGGAUGGAGCCUCCCUUUGGGGAUGCCUUUCAGAACUACUCGAUUGCUGACCAGGCUCUGACCAGCACUGAGCUGCUCGCCACCAGCUCUGACCCAGAUUUCAUGUACGAACUGGACAGAGACAUGAGCCACCAGCAGAGCCCCUGUGGGGACAGCAUUGUGGGGAUCGGGGAUGGAGGCAAGGAGGUUGAGGGUUGCGUGGACCAGCUAAUGGGUCUGGGUGAAUGUGAGACAGUCUGCAGCAGCUCGGCGUUCGAACAGUGGGACUCCUACUGGGAAGACCUCACCAGAUACACACGGCUGGCCAGCUGUGAUAUCUGGGGCACCAAAGAGGUGGACUUCCUCGGAUUGGAUGACUUCUCCAGUCCUUACCAGGACGAGGAGGUGAUUGGUCGAACUCCGACGCUGGCUCAGCUCAACAGCGAGGACUCACAGCCUGUGGGUGAGACGCUCUACCCUCCCGCUGACCUGAGCUUGCCCCAGACUCAGUCGUCCCAGCUUCCCUGUCACAGUAAGACUCUCCUGGUCCCCGGCCAAGGAUCAGGCCCCGGCUCUGUUCAACCUUCACCAAGCUCCACAUCCUCUUCCCGUCCUUCGCGCAGCCUUCUCCCGGACUUUCCUGAAGGCUCCCAAAGAGCAACCAGACCUGUUCCUUCCAGCACUGAGACUAUGGCUAAGACUCAGAGCCACCUCAGUCUCACCCAGGACCAUGGUCAUGCUCAAAUAAAGCCCAUGGUGCGUGGAACCAAAAUGGGAGCCCCAACUUCCUACAGCUCUGACUUUGUGCGCAAGGCUAAAGUCCGUGUCAGUGCUGUACAUAAGACCCAAGCGGACAUGCCUCCCCAGACGGAUUUUGAGAGGUCAGAUCCCACUCUACCUCUCUCCCAGCCUCGAGAUGAGAAAGCCUCUACUUCAGCAAGUGCCGCCUUAGUGGGACUUCCUGGUGCUGCCGCCGCCAGCUGUUCAGGCAGCCUGGCGAGCUUUGAAAGGAGAGUAGAGGGGACAGCGAGGAGAGAGAUGCCUGUAGGCCGGUCUGCCACUGUGCCUCAGCUGGUUGAGGCAAGCCAGGCUCUGGAGACCAGCACCUCUGGGCUGGUGAUCAGCGAUGGUGUUUGCAGCGGGGCUGGCAGUCUUUUGGUUGUUGAGGGUACGGAGAAGACCAAGGAAGAGGAGCACAACUACUCUCUCUUCCUGACCCGCAGCAGACUGGGCAGCAGAGGCCACCCCCAGAUAGAGGAAGAGGAGGAAGAGGACGAGGAGGAUGAGGAAGAGGCAGAGGAAGAGGAAGGAGAUGGGUUGGAGCUAGAAGACGAAGACCACGAUGAGGGUUUUGGCAGUGAGCACGAGCUGUCUGAGAAUGAAGAGGAGGAAGAAGAGGAGGAGGACGAAGACUACGAAGCAGACAAGGACGAUGACAUGAGUGACGCCUUCUCUGAGCCAGGCUGUGACAUGGAGCUGAUGGAGGACAUUAAAGGGCUCACAGCAGGAGUCUCCAGCCGAAAGAGAGGAAAGCGCCGCUACUUCUGGGAGUACAGCGAGCAGCUCACCCCCUCCAAACAGGAACGCAUGCUCAAGCCGUCCGAGUGGGACAGACACACGCUGCCUAGCAACCUGUACCAGAAGAACGGGCCUCUCCACGGAAAAUACAUGCUGAAGAAGUCUCGACGCACAGACGUGGAAGACCUGACUCCCAAUCCACGAAAGCUGCUGCAGAUUGGCACAGAGCUUCGUAAACUGAACAAGGUGAUCAGCGACUUGACUCCUGUGAGCGAGCUGCCACUGACUGCACGGCCACGCUCUCGCAAGGAGAAAAACAAGCUGGCCUCCAGAGCUUGCCGUUUAAAAAAGAAAGCCCAAUACGAAGCAAAUAAAGUGAAGCUCUGGGGACUCAGCACAGAGUACGACCGGCUGUUGUUUGUGAUCAACGCAAUCAAGGAGGAGAUAGUGGAGCGAGUGGAGGACUCUUCUCCGCGUCCAACCAACAUGUCUGACACUCUGGAGCGACUCAUAAAGGAGACACUUGUGCCAUCACCUGUUGCUGGGCAGACUUCAGACUUCGUCAACAAGAUCUUGGAGAACACAGGACGCGGCGAUCCCACCGGCGGACUGGUCGGCCUGCGAGUCCCCACCUCCAAAAUCUAGACAGGCCGCUGUCCACUGAGGACUCAGUAUUACGAUCGCUGCUGUCCUGUUGUAACUAUGCUCCCUUCUGCAUGCCCCUACAACCCAGACUUUCAUGCACAUUGUUAGUCACACAAACACACAUACCACUUCCUGUGUGUAGGUAUGUGUGCUUGUUUUUGCCAUGCCACCUGUAUGGCAUACACCCUAGCUUUCUGGCUCUGCGUGCAGAGUCAGCGCAUCACAGUUCUCCCAACUCAUUGUGAACGUCCGUUGGGGGGGAAAAAGCGCCUCUAAAAGCAAGUGAUGGUUAGGUGUAUAGCUAAUAGCACGUCCUAAAUCCACUGGUGAUGAUUAGAUGUGUUUAACAUAGCAUUGUGUAGGGUUGUUUCUGUUGGAGGCUGAGACAAACAGUCGCAUGAGCGUAACCACUGGAAUACUUUCACACGUUUGUUUGAGGUUGUAGUGACAAAGGACGAAUUUACAUGAAAAAAGUUCCAGUUAUCAUUUCUCAGAAGACUUUCACCUCACAUGGCAACAAAAGUGGACUUGAGGUUGUCAAAUUAACCCAAUGGAGUAAAGCACCUUGAUGAAAAUGGCCUUGUAAGCUGCAGUGGAAAAAAGCGACUUGUUCCGAGGCGUUACGGGGUGGCAAGAAAUAUUUUGUAUUGAAGGCCUAAAUAUGUUCAUGCCAUCCCUGCGAAACAAUAAAGCUGAAAGUUAUCAUUAGAGCUUUUAUUAAGCAAGAGGCAUCCUGCUGGUUUGAAGCUCGUGCCAGGCAGGAGGAAGCUUAACGGCUCAUAGUUGACCAUGUGGAGAGGAAGCGCAUGUAGCAUGGUGCUUUUUGGCCUUGUGCUGGUUAUAACUGGACUGCGUGGAACAGACCAGUGUGGGAUCAGACAGAAAGUGAGGAAGAUGAUGAUGGUGGUGCUGUUGGCGGCGAUAGAGAUGACAUAAACAGUGAUCCAUCUCCUCCAGGAAACUGUAAAUAACUGUGUCUCCCAGCGAACGGCACCGGCUUCCCUUUUUUGUACAGUAGAGACGACCAGGCAGUUUGGUGUGUUCAUACUAGUGUUUGAUCAGAGUUCUAUUCAUUGUGCCUUGUGUAUGUAUGUAUGUGUGUGUGUGUGUGUGCGCGUGUCUCCGUAAGAGCAAGUGAGUGUGAGCGGGGCUGAACGAGGAGAGGUGAUCGGCCAGAACUCCCAGCCUAGGAAAGGACUACUUAUAGCGAGUGCGAUGAGGGACACGCUGGUGGGGUCUUGUUGUGUCUUUCAGCUGUUUCGAAGAUAUUCUGAAUGUACAUAAACAAAUGGAAGCUCUUGUCGCGUGAUGCCACAGAGUCUGUGUAUAUAGGAGGGCUCUGCAAUAGAUUACUUUUGGUUUUUGGUACUUUCGUCUUUGGGGAUUUUCGGGGGGGUUUAAGGAUGACAGAUAUUUUUCUUUUAGAGUUACAAAAAAAAUAUUUGCACACUAUCUUUUGAUUAUGUUUUGUACCAAAGACACAUGCAACGAAAUGGCGACCAGCCAGUUAAAGUAAGGUUUUGCACAGCUUACCUGACGCCGUAUUGAAUGUAAGAUUUGUGGGAGGGUCAGGGAACUUCAUAGAACUGUGAAAUUAGCUUGGGUCCAAUUCUGUACAGAAAAGGAACAUUCAUUUGCUUAUUCUUCUUCUUCUUAUUAUUAUUUUGAAUCUAAAAUUGAACCCCUCUGUUGGCUUCUCCAGUAGAUUUAUUGCUUAAGGAAGCCCUUCAUUCCUGAACUGAUUCCUCCCUCCACCUGCUCAUUGUGUUAAUGGCGCUACCUAGGAUGAAUACCAAGAGUGCUACUAGAUAAGCUAUGUUACAAUUUUCUUUUCUUCUUCUUUUUUUUUUUUGCUUGUUAAAAUUUCACAAACAGUAACCAAAAUCUUAUGUUCCUGUAUCACUUGUUUGAUUUCUGUAUGUAGAUGAGGUCUAUAGACAAAUAUAUUAACUGAAUAUUGUACAUAGAAACAUUAAUGAUAUAUCUAUGAAUGGUGAAACGCCACUUUUCAUGACAAUUGAUUCAUUUUUAAGCAUGACACAUUUCUAAAGCCUAUCUUUGCUUUGAGAAAGUUAGAGUAAACAACAAAAAACCAACACAAAAACCAAAAAAAACAUGCUAUUGUUAUAUUUUUGUAUUUUAGCUGCCUGCUAGAUUUCCUGUUGGUUUGGGAGUGUUUGUUGGUCAGAGGUGGAGGUGUUUGGCUGAUGGUUUGAUCUAUAAGCUCCACCCUUUCUGUUGUUAUUAGCUGGCUGAUUUGAAAUACAGAGAAUCAAGACUGGAUUUAUAUAAAACACAAUGCCGCGAAGUGCUGGUCUACUUUGAGUGGUCUGUGAGGGGGAACGUUGAAGUGCCGCUGUUGGCGGUUCUAGCAUGAGGCAGAUAAGGAGCGAGACACAGUGUUGUGUCAGAUGGUGUAAGAAAGCCAGAGCCAUCUGAGUCUGGCUGAUCUGGAUUCAGCGCUGUCGUUUAGAUUUUCAUGCAUACAGCAGCGUGCAAAAGUCUCGGCGAAGAUGAUCUAACUGAUCUAAACAAACAAAAAAAAGACGAGCAAUGUAAAGAACUCUAAGCUUUAAAAACGAAACAUUGCUACAAUCAUGCAAAUUAAUAAUCUACAUAUAAUACUCUGAAUCAGUGUAACAACAAUAAAAAAAAAAAAAAAUCUGGUUGACACUCCUUUUUACUCCAAGCAACAUCAUUACUGCCACCCACUAAGAUGAAGUAGAUUUAUCUGGUCGCCUUUUUUGCUGAGGAAAUUCAGCCCUAAUAAGAAAGAAAAUACACUUAUCAGGCUACAAUACUGGUCAGCUUCACCUUUUGGUGUCAUUUUGAUAUAAGAGGAAAAUAAAAAGAUAAGGCACAAAGUUAAAGAUGGAAUGAUUUUCAUAUUAGUCCACUAUACAGAGUAAAACUUUGCCAAGGUGCCCAGACUUUUGCAUCCUGUUGUAUUCUGUCUUGAAGCAUGAAGCUGCUUGAAUUGUGUAUUUUCCUGAGAUUGUCGUCGCUGGCUCUGGCUUUGCUUUGCCGAAUUAAAUCUCCAUGAGUCAUAUCCUUCCUGACUGGUCAGAAAUAUAAAGAAUAACUUUGGUUACUUGUUAUGGUAAAGUCCUUGAAGGAGAUGCUACCUAUUCUGGGAAUGUUUCACAAUUCAAGCAGAAUUGAUUUAUUUGGAGGUCAUAUUAAAACGAGAAAAAUGUGAAUUUGACAAAGCUGAAUUCAGACUGGCGUGAAGUGAGUCUGCUGAUGGUAAAGUUUGUGUUGUGUGAUUGAAUAACAGCUAGUGCUACACACACACAUAUAUAUAUAUAUUUUUACUGUUUUCCGUUCCGUCUAAAAAGGGAGAAAUGGUGCUUUUUCUGAAACUAGAAUGACGAGUAUCCAUGAUUCAUAUUUGAUUCUUAGACUAGUUGUAGCCUAAUGACUUGCUCUCCCCUUACCGUCCAUAGCUAUUUUCUUAGUAGUGAUUCAGUUUUGUAAAUAAACUAUAAGUUAAUAUGUAUCUUCUAAAUGUUAAAUAUAUGUAUAGAAUACUCUAUCUUAUAUGUUUAAAAAAAAACGAAAGCACUUUGUCCAAAAAGAAAAAAAAAACAAAACAAAAAGAAAAGAAAAGCAUUUUUUUCUCUUCCAUUUGCUGCUAAAUGGCCUGGCGUGAAUGCUGCAAGUGUACUUGACGACUACUUGCUUGGAUAGGUCUAUUGCCUGACUCUGCUAGGUCUGUAAACUAGCGAGGGGCAGGUGUACGGCCUGACGAGGGUUAGAUCUACACAUUUCUGGAGCCAUGACAUGAUAUGAGCGCACAAGAGCGUACCAUUGCAUGGCUUUGGGAAGCCCAGUGUCUUGACAGGAUAGGUCUAUUUCCUGGUCAGGGACCGAGUGAAAGUAUGUUUGUGGUCUUAAAAGAAAACAAAAAUUUCAAAAAAAAAAAAA